This is a messenger RNA of Grammomys surdaster, 1771 nucleotides long. RefSeq names its product NBL1, DAN family BMP antagonist (gene Nbl1). The coding region runs from base 190 to 726 and encodes 178 amino acids. Gene Ontology annotation, biological process: animal organ morphogenesis. The record is from RefSeq and is a predicted model, not a curated record. Lineage: Eukaryota; Metazoa; Chordata; Mammalia; Rodentia; Muridae. The transcript is spliced from 4 exons. Gene Ontology annotation, molecular function: receptor ligand activity; BMP binding.
CGCGCCCGCCCGGGGCCGCAGACGGCCAGCAGCGCAGCCCAGCCGAGCCUCGCGGGGCCGCCCCAGCCCGAGGACCCCGGGCCUGCGACCCCCGCGGCUCGCACCCCACUUUCUAGGACCCCUAGGAGGACGCGCCGCGCUCCCCGCGGCCGCCGCGCGCGUUCCAGGGCUCCGGAGGUGACGGGCACAAUGCUUUGGGUCCUGGUGGGGGCUGUUCUCCCUGUCAUGUUGCUGGCUGCCCCGCCACCCAUCAACAAGCUGGCCCUGUUUCCGGACAAGAGUGCCUGGUGUGAGGCCAAGAACAUCACACAGAUUGUGGGCCACAGCGGCUGUGAGGCCAAGUCUAUCCAGAACAGGGCGUGCCUAGGACAAUGUUUCAGUUACAGUGUCCCCAACACCUUCCCGCAGUCCACAGAGUCCCUGGUGCACUGUGACUCCUGCAUGCCGGCCCAGUCCAUGUGGGAGAUUGUGACCUUGGAGUGCCCUGGCCACGAGGAGGUGCCCCGAGUGGAUAAACUGGUGGAGAAGAUUGUACACUGCAGCUGCCAAGCUUGCGGCAAGGAGCCCAGUCACGAGGGCCUGAACGUCUACGUGCAGGGUGAAGACGGGCCGGGCUCCCAGCCUGGACCACACUCCCACGCCCAUCCCCACCCUGGUGGCCAAACCCCCGAGCCUGAGGAACCUCCUGGAGCCCCUCAGGUUGAAGAAGAGGGGGCUGAGGACUGAGGGCCCCCAACUCUUCCUCCCCUCUUGUCCCCUGUGGAAUGUUGUGUCCCACCCUCCAGGGAAGAGGGAGGGGAUAGGCAGAAGCCUCCCCUUCCCCUUUGGCAUUGGAUGGACUUGGAAUGCUGCCUGGUUGCCAUGGAGAUCUGACGGGAGGGGCUGGAGCCAAGCCGCACAAUUUAAUAUAUGCAAGAUGGGGGGAGGAAGCAAACAUCCUCGGGACUUUUCUUUUGGAAGGUGAAGUGUGGUCUUUCCUUUCAGCCUUCUAGAGAGGAGCCCUUGGGAUAGCUAGGAAGUGGGCUGAGCUGCUGAGGAUGUGUGAGAUCCUCAACUAGGGCAGGCCCAGGCUAGGACCCACACAACUAAUGGGGCAGGAUCCCCAGUGAUGGGUAGAGGGUGGGUAUCAUGUCCGGAUCACCGUUGCAGUAGGUUCUGGGUAGGAAGACCGCUGGCAGAAGUCGGAAGCUCCAGACCCAUAGGUUUCCCUAAAGGCCUUCCUCAGUCUCCACUGCCAAAGAAGUAACCCCUUCAAAGGGAUGGUUUAGGAGUCAGGCUGGGGCAGGACCCUGUUGACUCAGGUGCCAGAGUGUCACUGAAGAAGAAAGAAGAUCCCUCCCGUCUCUCCCAGAGAUUUUAGCUCUCUGCUUCCCAUGUUCUGGACCCUUUAGGGAAGCAGCUGCAGCCCAGCCCCACUGUCUCUGGGGCCGGUCUUUCUGAAAGAGGUGAUGGUCUAUCUCCAUCACCUGGGACCAUAGCGGACAGGAGGCCCCUGCACAGGGACCCUGCUGACCUUGGCUUUCUCUAGCUCCCCAUUCUACCCACUCCUUCCCAGCUGCACUUUAACCCUAGGGCAGGGCAGGUAGUGAGAAGAGCCCUCUGUCCCCUGAUAUGCUGACACCAUGGUUUGUGUCCAGGGGGCUGCCAGCUCACCCCCUCCCUGGGGGUGCCCUGGUCCAUGGCUGUUUGACAAGAGCCUUAGAGCUUGUAACCAGUAGCCAUCUCCCCUGAACCCGAGUGUUCUCACGAAUAAAUGCCUUCAACGCCUCUA